Camelina sativa (false flax) is the source of this 1140-nucleotide messenger RNA. The record is from RefSeq and is a predicted model, not a curated record. NCBI's taxonomy places the organism in Eukaryota, Viridiplantae, Streptophyta, Magnoliopsida, Brassicales, Brassicaceae.
AUGCACGACUUCCACGUCUUACUUAUUAAAUCAUUAAAUCUCUGUGGGGGACUAUACUAGUAUAUAUAUAAACACUGAAUGAUGUUCAUAUCGUAGUCCUAGUACAAACAUAUUAACCGAGAAAAAGAAAAAGAUUGGUAACAAUCAAUAAUACAAAGAUAAAACUGUGUGAGCAAGCAAAUGAAUAAGCUGCCAGAGGACUGCAUCGCCAAGAUCCUUUCCUUGACAACGAUUGCUGACGUUUGCCGAUCAUCGGCGGUCUCCAGGAUCUUCAGAUCCGCCGCAGACUCCGACAAUGUCUGGAAUCAUUUCUUACCGACUGAUUUCCCCGCUGGCUUUGCGGCACCAGCUGGUCUUCCCACCAGGAAACAGCUCUUCUUCUCCCUCGUUCAUAACCCUCUUCUUCUCAACGACGCCCAUCUGAGCUUUUCUCUGGAGAGAAAGAGUGGUAAAAAGUGCUACAUGAUGGCAGCGAGGUGCUUGAGUAUUGUUUGGGGGCAUGACCAAAGAUAUUGGCAGUGGAUCACUUUACCUAAUACCAGAUUCGUAGAAGUGGCUGAGCUGAUCUUGGUAUGGUGGCUUGAGAUCACUGGAAAGAUUAACAUGAGCCUUCUCUCCGAUGACACCCUCUACGCCUCUUACCUUGUCUUUAAGUGGAACGAUACUCCAUACGGUUUUCGCCAGCCUGUAGAGGCAUCCCUUGUCUUGCCUGACACUGAUAAUCAUGUUCAGCCUUCCCUGGUGAGUCUCAUGCAAAAUCCAGGCACUGAAGAAGAAGCUCAGUGCGCUGCUAUGAGAAGAGACGGUUGGUACGAGGUGGAGUUGGGACACUUCUUCAAAAGGAGAGGAGAUAUGGGUGAGAUAGAGAUGAGCCUCAAGGAGACUAAGAAGCCUUUUGAGAAGAGAGGCCUUAUUCUUUAUGGUAUCGAGAUUAGGCCUAUGCCCCAGUUAUAUCCUACUGGCUAAUUCUAACCACCUUUGCAGUUUCCAGUGUGCUCUUUGAUUCUCAAUCUUGUGUUGUUUUCUUCUUCUUCUUCUUUCCUUGUUGCAGAAAAAUAAAGAGUUUUUUUUAUUUAUAAAAUAUUUCUAUGUGAGCUGGUGUUUUGAUUCUCGAAAUUAUGACACUUAAUUUAUGUUUGA